AUGGAUGUUGAUGUCAUCCCCAUUGAUCCAUCCGUUGAAGUAGACAUGGGCAUAUCUGCCAUCGUGGUCGUUGGAGACAUCGACAUUGACAUAUCCAUGUUCAUCCUUAAAGGCGCAAUCUGCGCAAUACUGGAAAAUGGAAGUAGCUAUGCAAGACACUAG
Parastagonospora nodorum SN15 is the source of this 162-nucleotide messenger RNA. RefSeq lists its product as hypothetical. The transcript has 2 exons. The record is from RefSeq and is a predicted model, not a curated record. NCBI's taxonomy places the organism in Eukaryota, Fungi, Ascomycota, Dothideomycetes, Pleosporales, Phaeosphaeriaceae. Bases 1 to 162 code for a protein of 53 amino acids.